GAUACGGCAGUUAAAUUGGAUUAGCGGUAAGAAUCUGGAAUGUAGGAUUCACGAGACCAGCUCGGACGUUAGAGAACUUGUUUACACGUCUAUUACAGAUCUUUUAAAUAUGGAUUCCGCUAAAGCGCCCCAAGAGAAACUUGCGUGCGUGAUUCACUGUUGUAGCAAUAUAUUCUUGUUGUUGCAACAAUCCGUCGACGGGCCAGCGUCUGCCGAUGAAUUUCUUCCGGCGCUUAUAUUCAUCGUUUUAAAGGCUAAUCCCGCGCGUCUCAAAAGCAACAUAAAUUUUAUCACGAGGUUUUGCAACGCUAGUAGAUUAAUGACCGGAGAAGGAGGAUAUUACUUCACAAAUCUG
Wasmannia auropunctata (little fire ant) is the source of this 355-nucleotide messenger RNA. RefSeq names its product rab5 GDP/GTP exchange factor-like. Gene Ontology annotation, cellular component: endocytic vesicle; cytosol. Gene Ontology annotation, biological process: vesicle-mediated transport. NCBI's taxonomy places the organism in Eukaryota, Metazoa, Arthropoda, Insecta, Hymenoptera, Formicidae. The transcript is spliced from 2 exons. The annotation marks the transcript as partial. The record is from RefSeq and is a predicted model, not a curated record. Gene Ontology annotation, molecular function: guanyl-nucleotide exchange factor activity; small GTPase binding.